ACCCAAGCGCACCACCUUGGAAACCUCGAGAGCUCGAAACCCGCUACGUCAGACGACUCCUCCUCCAGCAGACACUGCAGUCUGGCCUUGCAUUCUCUAUCUCAGCCAUCGAGCAUUUUCCCGGGAUUUUUUCGCGCGGAUUUUAUUCAAAUGUGAGAUUAGGAUUAUCAUGCUUAAUCCGUUGACGAGAAAGGUGAUGAUGAAUGGACCGGGAGGUGGAAGGAACAACCCUGGGGGAGACGAAGCGUUUCUACAAUUUUGUUCACAAUUGGUCAUAGAAACGCAGAGGAGGGUCUUACGGCCUUGCGAUGCACUGAAUGAGGAGAUACCCAAAUCAAGGGCGCGCGCAGAGAAUUUCGACGUGAAUGUCGACUUCGGGAAUAACGUGUUGCGAUGUACCGCCUUCCAUUUCUCGCAAGUCAAGCAAUACCAAAGGUUCGCCAAUGCCUUGAAGGAGCUUGAGACAUGGGCGGACGACGCCAAUGAAAGGAUUGGUUGUAUUUAUCAAGACGAGCACGGCGAAGAGAAGCCGAUUACAGAACAGUCUGCUCAGAAAUUGAUAGAAAUCUUCAGGCAGUGGCACGCCAAAGUCAGCGCCCUGAAGAGUCGAGUUGACCGGAUAGCUCCAGUAAAGAAGCGGCAAAUCUCACAAUCAGCUCCCAUACGAGUGAAAGCCAUGUGCCAAUAUAACACAGACGGCAUUACCAUAUCGGAGGAGGACGAACUCCAACUGGUGGACAACUCGGACAAGAUAAACUGGGUAAUCGAACGAAACGAUGGUAUGAAGGCCAGUGUACCUUCAGUGUUCAUUUUCAUUCCCCCUCCAGAUCCUACGACAAAGAAUAAGCUCAAUCGAUUAGAAGAUGAUCUCCAGGACUGUCUCAGUAUAGCCGUUGAGUCGCUGGACAAGGCGGGACACUUUAAGCUCAGAACAUCAUUACGGGAAAUAGGCGAGGAUAACAUAAAUGGCGGCCCUGUUCAGAGUCCCUCCUUUCCAAGAGGCGGCAGACAUAAGUCAAACAAAAUAACACACAGAGUAUUUGAAAUAAAGGCCAAACUCGUGGACGAGGUAGUGGAAGAGGACAUCACCACGCUUGCUGGGGAAGAUGAAUCAUCGAGCAGCUCAACAACAUCCAAUAAAAUCGUCAUCUCUGCCGUCACGGAUCCCCGGAACCCCGAAGAAAUGCUAUCAGUUGCAGAGGCAACCGCGCUGGGCAUUCUGGACUUUGCGAACGGACUCUAUAUUGACCCUAUCUCGAGUACUAUGACGCCCAUCCCUGAGGCUAUGGCCUCUGGUUUACUUGUCGUGGAAGCCGUGGAGUAGUUCAUGAUGAAGGGUCGCCAUUUUAUCAUGCUAAGGUCAAGGUUACUUUGAGAUCAAGGCCGUAUCAACGUAUAUCAAAAUUUGCUCCUGUAUCCGUAGACACAGUGAAAAAUUUAUCCGAAUAAAAUGGUCAUUCGUCUUCGACAUCAUGAACCAAUUUCACCAAAAUUAUUUAAUAGUACAUUCCUAUAGAUUUUUAAUGCAUUCCAUAUAUCAAACUUUGUACCAAUUUUAAUGAAAACAUGUACAUGUAUGUGAAAUAUUCCACAUUUUGAACCUUUUAUACAAAUUUUAGCUAAUAAAAAAGUAGAUUGAAAAAGUCAAAUACCGUACAUUCGAGAGCAGCAGAUGCGGUGGUUUCUAUGAGAAGAUGUUAAUACAAAGUUCGUGUCUUACAUUAUUGCAAUAACCUCGCCUCUUCAUUAGUAACAGUUGCUAGAAGUGAUGCUUCCACCGUGUACUGACUCUGCCACAGGUUGGUAAGCUAGCGUACAUUUGGCCUCUUUCGGUUGGUCACUUCCAGUUGAAGAGGCGGCAAAACGAGCGAGUGAUUGACAUAAUUGUAACUUGCUUAGAACAACCGGGGCCGGUCGACAAUCAUACGUCUUUUUGACAUUGUUUGAAAUAGAAGUCGAAAGAGCAACAAAUUUUCCUCGAAAAUUUUUGAUAUUAAUCAUCCAGGGAACUUUUGAGUAAAUUUAUUGAGUGAAGGUUUCCACUGAAUGUAGAUUUGACGCGAUAUCGCAUGAAUGUUACAACGAAUGCGAUCUUUGCAUUGUUUGGGUGCAGUAUCGUGUGUAAAACAACAAAGCACUUACGCAUGCGUUGCCACAAUGCAUUCAGUGGAACCCUACCCUGUGCAUACAUGUACAUGUAUAUCCUACACAUCUUUGAAUUGUCAAUUUCAAUGUGUUACAUCAUAAAAAUCUCAAUGUUUUGUUUAUAUGUACGUUGUAUAAUAAAGCUUACGUUGACAUUGUAUUGUAAUAUUGUACUGUUAUUAAAAUGUUUGUGACUGAUUAUUGUAAAAUGGAUUAAUCCCUGCUUGUAUAGCCUGUUUUUUUGCUACACCGGGUAUAUCACUUUAAGCGUAAUGCACAACAAAUUAUGUACAUAUUACAUAAGUAUAUUCUUGCACAACAUAUGUGUAACUUUUUUGGUAACUGUACGUCUACAGUGUUGGUUAAGAUUCGAUUCAUAGAUCAGCCUACAAAGACGUGUCCGCUAAAGAUUCACUGAGACAGAUAAGUUAAUGAAAAUUGUGAUUGUUUUUUUUUUAUUCAGGUGUUUGACCUUGAUGGAUACCCAACAGACCAUCUGUAAACAUCCCUCUUCUUGGGCAUCUACCUCGUAAAUGAGUAGUCCUAAAUGGACUAUCUUGGCAGUGAAUAGCCAGCGAGAUAGUUUUCUUUCCAAUUCACCUGUCAAACCCAUUGUCAUCAUUGAUGAUAGCUCUUUUUUUCUCUUUUCAUAUUCUUCUUUAAAUGUUACAUAUCACAGAGCGUUCUAAAUAUAGGCUUUACUGUAGUUUUGUUUCGAAAGCUGUGAAAUAAAUUUCAUCUUAUGAUAUGUA
Molecule: messenger RNA, 2897 nt
Organism: Lineus longissimus
Lineage: Eukaryota; Metazoa; Nemertea; Pilidiophora; Heteronemertea; Lineidae
Exons: 10
Coding region: 170-1324 (384 amino acids)
Biological process (GO): wound healing; intermediate filament cytoskeleton organization
Cellular component (GO): cytoplasm; intermediate filament; membrane
Molecular function (GO): structural molecule activity
Source: RefSeq, a predicted model, not a curated record